AUGGGCGGACGGCUCUGCUGUCACACAAUGACAGCAUGUGCAGUACUCGGUGUCUACCAACAUGUCCACGCGCAGGUUGGUGGUUGCUCCGUCCAAGAGGGCCCACAGCAUGGCGAGCUCGGAAACUGCCCACAGGCACUGUCUUCAGGCUCAUCUUGUUUGCCAGCCUGCGAAGAGGGUUAUGUACUGGAUGGCCCAGUCAGCUGCGAUGCAGGUCAACUGCGCAUGCCCUCUUGCGUGCCAAGCGGAUGCAACGUGUCCGAGGCUUUGGACUUACUCGACCUGGAGAUGGGAGACUGUCCAGAGAUAUUGGAGUCAGGUGAGACUUGCGAACUGCAGUGUCCCGACGAGCAGGAACUCAGUGACAAUGUCACCUGCUACCUGGGCAAUCUCAGUGACUUCGUUUGCAUACCUGCUGGAGGGUGGCCAUGUCCGGCCGGGCAUCAGGUCAGCACCGAUUCGCCGGCUACAUGCGUGCCAUGUCCACUCUCGACAUACAAAUCGGGUCAAGGCCCGUGGCCAUGUGCGAGAUGUCCUCCAGGGUCUCAAACGAACGGGACUGGCAGGACGUCUGCCGAAGCCUGCAUGUGUCAUGACACGUACUACGAGCUGCGGGAUGCAAGCAACAAGUUGCUGUCAUGCAUUCCUUGCCCCAACAAUUCCAGCGUUGUCGGUUUCCACAGACACCGGCACGAGGACUGCAAAUGCUGGCAUGGAUUUGUGAGAGAGCCAGCUUCAGAGGACGAGCGAUUGCAGUACUGUCGACCGGCAGAACCCUGCAACGUGAGUGACCUUCUAUCAAAUCUCACAGGACCAGAAGCCUACAAGCUCAAAAUGGGCAGCUGCGAAGCGACAGCAAACGCCUCUUUGCUCCCAGACGGCCUAACUUGCAGUUUGGCUUGCAAUGCGGGCUUCGGUGCCCAGCUUGGAUCCGACAUCUUCCGCGCCGUGGACUUGACUUUGGCAUGUGAGGAUGGUACCUUGGUGCGAAGGCCGCCCGAAGGCUACCUGUGGUGCUCGGAAGCUUCGUGGGAGCUUCCUCCUCUGGUGUUUUUAGGCAUCGCAACAGCAGCGACUGCACUGGGUGGUGCAGCGAUCGAGCUGCGCCAGCAUCGUCUUGAAAGACGGUACGCCCAGGCGCUGAAACCUCGACCUGUACCGCGACCGAAGCGGGCUUCCUCGGGCGCCUCAAAUGACCAAUCCACGGUGAGCUUUUGA
Messenger RNA from Symbiodinium sp. CCMP2592, 1218 nucleotides. The record is from the annotation of a GenBank genome assembly. Lineage: Eukaryota; Dinophyceae; Suessiales; Symbiodiniaceae.